AAGAAGAGGAAGACACAAGAUGGCCGCCGUCAACUUGCAAGAGUAAACAUUGGGGAUUUCCACUCGUACAGCCUCCCACAAGCCAUGAUAGAUACUUAGAGCGUGACGGAAGGGAAGAGGGAGGACCACAGGACAUAAAGAUGUCAAGUUCAUUUGUGAAAGACUGUUCUGACGUGUCGGCGCCGGGGAACACCAGCUCGGGAAAGACGGUGAUCAUCAUUGUGAACAACGAGACCGGCAAUGUGUCCCUGGACGGCAGUGAGCUCCAGAAUCUGUUGGCGAGCCACGGUGCUGAUGGAUCUCAGGUCAGCGUGGUGCGCAUGGGGAAUGGUGCCCAGGUCAAUGUGAGUGAGACUGCCGCCAGCACCGUCACUGCCACAGCUGAUGGAGCCCAGCAUGUCAACCUUACUGUGGAGGGCUUCCCAGGCAUCCCCGUGGAAGGACAGGUUGGGGCCACCGGUAACUAUGCCGAGCUGCCACUGGACGCUGAUGCCUUCCAGCGGCUGGAAAGUGUCCUGGACAGUGAAGAGGCAAGGGAGAUCCUGGGCAAGCCUCUCCUGGACAUGGUGGCCAAUCCGGAGCAGCUCGGUCCCCUGGAGGACCUUGUGGACACCUCUUUGUUUGAAGGGGAGUCCCAGUCUGGUUCCUUGGCGGGGUACACGAUGUCCUCCUCUGGCACUCCCAUUAGGAAGGCACAGAACGCCCCCAAGCGCCGGUCACAGCGACAGAUGGACAAAGCAGAGAGGGAGGAAGUGGAAAAAAUCUUAGCUGAGAAUCACAAGAAAAUGCAGGAGGAGAGGGAACAGCUAGAUGGCCGGCAAGUAUUGGUUCCUCUUGUCCCUAUCGUCCAACCAACCCUGUUAAGUAUGGAGAAUGAAAACCAGGAGGAGUUGGUGGCUGAGGACAGUGAAGCAGCAAAGGAGAAUGACACUGAGGAGAAAAUAAAAGGAAGUGAAGUAUUGUUGGUGAAAGGACGAGGGAGAGGCCGAGGAAGAGGUAGAGGGAGAGGAAAGGUUGAAGGAGACAGGGUAGGCAGCCAGGAGACAAAGGGUCGAGGAAGAGGGAAGAAAAAUUUGGAUGGUGAGGGAGAAGGAGCCACAAGAGGAGAGGAAAGUGGGAGAGGGAAAGCCAGAGGAAGAGGACGAGGAAAGACUGUCACUAUCAUCACAUCUGGUACCAAGGUGCAAGAUGGUCAGGGACAGGUGGCAGAUGAGUCAUUAGUGAAAAAGAAGAAAAAGAAGAAAAUAUGCGUUGUUGUGAGUAAGGAAGAGUGUAAGACAACUGAGCAGGAAGAACAGGAGGAAACAGACACCACACCAGCAAAUACAGAGCAAGCAGUUGAUUCCCAAGAGGAAUCAGAGGAUAAAAUCAAGAAAGUGGUGAAGAAGGCCCCACCAACACCUAAAAUCAUCCCACAGUUUGAGCCGGCACUGUUCUCCACCCCUGAUGUCAUGCACAAAGUAGGUGAAGGUCUUCCAGCACAUGCCAUCAUGGUGAAGGGGAAUGGGAAGAACAUCAAGGCCCAGAAAAUCCUCCUUGUCAAGAAACAGACCAAGAAACAAGAGAAUGCUGUCUCGGGCAUGAAGGAGGAGGUGAAGGAGGAGACUGAGGGUAUGGAUGUAAGUACCUUUGAACACAAUACAAAUCCAGAUGAUGUGGCUGUGAAAGAGGAGGAAGAGGAAGAGGAACAUGAGGGAGAGGAGGAUGGUGAGGCAGGGGAUGAAGAAGAGGAAGAGAGCAAACCAGAUACAACUGUGAGAGAGACUGGUAUUUUAAGUGGAGUGAGCAAAGUGGUAAAGAAGAGAGUGCCUGUCGGGGAAGGGAAGUCAAAAGUGAUCCAGGUGAGCUGCCCGACAGAGGUGAGGCAGGUGGUAGUGCUUAACUCAGCCAGGACUGGCAUGAAUAAAGAGACGCUAGUGAAGGUCAUCCCAGCCAAAGACCCUCCAAAAGAAGAAGAAAAGACACCAUUGAAAUUAAAAACACCAAAGAAGGAAGGCAAGCAACUUGUUAAAAAGAUAAGUCCAACAGUACCAGUAGCAACACCACAAGCAGUGCCAGCAACACCAACACCACCACAGGAAGGGGAGGCAGACAAAGAAAGCCCAAAUAAAGAGGAAAUCAAAACAGAACCUCAGAAAAAGCUCAUUAAGAAGAAAAAGUUAGGCUUGCAGAAAGGUGGGGAAUUGCACAAGUCCUUUGAGGAUAUUGUGCUUCAGAGGAAAAGAGAGGAAGCCCAGAGGAAAAAGGAGGAAAUACAGAGGAAGAGAGAGGAAAUACUCAGGAAACGAGAAGCUAUCAAGAAGCGGAAAGAGAUGAAGGAACAGGAGAUGAAAGAAGCCAUGAUGAAGAAAGAAAUGGAGAAGAACACCCCGCCUAAGGAAACACCAAAGAAGGUUGUAAAGGUACCUAACAGAGUGGUGGUGGUGAAGAAGGAGGUGGAGGAGAGCAAGAAGAAUGGGAUUGAGGUGGCGGGGAUCAAGCCACACACUGCAACACCCACCACCACCAUCAAAGUGAUCCGAAAGGUGGUGCCACAGUCUGCUCUCGCUUCCAAGGAUGAGUCACCUGUCCGCCGCAGCAACAGAGCCAUCAAGAAGAAGACCUUUGGGGAUGAGAUGCUUACCUAUGACCUGAAGGAGGAGCUUGUGUCAGACGUCAAGGAGGAGGCCGAGGAUGAAGUCAUUGAAGAGGAGAUAGUGCCGAGUGAGGAGGAAGACGAGUCCAUGGAGGAGGACGGGGAAGAAGACGACCCAGAGAGGCUGUGGUGCAUCUGCCAGAAGCCUCACAAUAACCGGUUUAUGAUCUGCUGUGACCGGUGUGAGGACUGGUUCCAUGGCUCCUGCGUUGGGGUCACCAAGGCCAUCGGCCAGCAGAUGGAGGAGGAAGGGCGUGAGUGGGUUUGUCCGAAGUGUAAAAAGACAGAACGUGCAAUGAAGGGAGUAGUGGUCUUAGGAAAGAAGAAACUAGAGAACACACUCAAGGCUUUCAACAAUCAGACAGUCAAAGCAGAGCUACAGACGCCACUGUCCCCAACCAAGGUGAAGAAGAUCAUCGUCAAGGCAGAGGAAACAGAGAACCAGGUGGAGGUUAAGAAGCCCAUGGAACCCAAAAAAGCCCCUGAACGGAAGCUGGGUAGCCUGUCUGGUUUUACUAUUCCCAAGAAGGUGAAUAUCGUGCAUGAGAACGCCUCUCAGCCCAAGAAGACGCUGGGUGAUGAGAAGAAAACUGGCUCUCCGCAGGUUAUCAAAGUGGCACAGAAGAAAAUGUUUGAUGGAGGACGAGAGGUACAGGAGUCAGCCCGGGGUGUGGGGUCCUUGGAGAAGACCAAGCCCAAGGUGUUGGUGUACCAGAAGAGCACAGGGAAGAUCAUUUCAGGUUCUGAGGGUCCUACCUUUGAGGAGCUGAAGGACUGGCUGAAGGAGCACCCAGACUGUGGCAUCCUUCAGCCAGGGAUGAUGAAUGCUUCGGGGACAGUUGUGAGCCAGGCCUCCACCACACUCAACAGCCAAAAGAAAGUGAUCCAGGUGGCCAAGUCAGCGACAGGUCCAGCAGGCAGCUCACCACAGAAGGUCACUGUGGUCAAGUCAGCUGAUGGCCGGGUCAUUGUCAAGACUUCAGAGAACAUGGAGAAGGAGGCGCUGACCAAGGUGGUGAACACGGUGACCUCACAACCCACUCCAAAGACUGUCAUAGUGAGCACGGUGAAGACUGCCACGUCCAUAGUGAAGGAGGUGAUGGAUGAGAAGAAGGAGGUGUCACCCUUAAAGAAGGAAGAGCCAGUCCCUGUGAAGACUCCAGUCAAGGAACCCAAGAAGACAGCAGUACCACCACCACCAGUGAAAACACCGCCUGCAGAGAAGAAGAAGGGAGACCACAGUGAGAUUCGGAGCAGCGUCAGGAAAACCAUGACUGAGGUGCUGAUCAAGCGUUUCAAGGAGACUAAGGAUGAGUUUCCCAAUGUUACUGAGGAUUCCAUCAAGAGUCUUGCUCAUGCCAUUGAGAAGGAGCUGUUCCUCUUCUUUGGCAAGGAUGUGGGCAUGAAAUACAAGACUCGCUACAGGAGCAUUCUCUUCAACACGAGGGAUUCCAAGAACACAGGGCUGUACCGCAAGAUUCUGAAGGGAACAAUAUCUCCGUCACAGCUAGCCAAGAUGACGUCCGAGGAGCUUGCGUCCAAAGAGCUGCUGGAGUGGAGGGAGAGAGAGGAGAAAAAGGAGCUGCAGGCAAUUGAGAAGCAUGAGCUAGAAAUGAUUGCUCUUGGUAACCAGUACAUCAUGAAGUCUCAUAAGGGAGAAAUUGAAAUUGACAAGGAUGAAUUCAUUAAGGAAAAAGAAAAAGCUCCUGAUCCCCUCAAUGCCUUGCCCCUGGACCCCGUGGCAGAGAUCCUGGAUGACACCACCUCCAGUCACAACAAUCACAUAUAUGAUCUCAACUGUAAGAUAUGCAAUGGCCAGCAAGAAGCUCCUCCAGAGAAAUCUCAGAAGGACAAAUCAAAAGAGAGAGACAAGCACAGCAAGGACUCCAAGAACCGUAGGAAUGACGAAGCUGCCAAAGUCCGGGACAGGAAGGAGAGGAAGAGCUCAUCAGAUAAAGAGAGGAAAGAGAGAAGGGAGAGUUCAGAUAAGGACAGACACAAACACCGCAGCAAAGACCACAAGGAAAAGAGCCGGGAUAAAGACCGAGACAGGGACAGAGAUCGAGAUAGAGACAGAGACAAAGAAAGAGACAGAGAUAAGGACAGGCACAAAAGCAGCAAGAGCAAGCAUUCCGAAGACUCCAAGGACAGGCAGAGAGAAAGGGAGCGUCACAAGAGUAGCAGCAGUGACAAAGAGAAGGACAGGGAGAGGGAGAGGCGGGAUUCAAAGGACAAGAAGCACCGAGAUAAAUACAGGGACAGGCGGGACUCAAAGGAUGAGAAAAGCAGUAAACGAAGGGACAGUGAAAAGGAUGACAGAAAAAGACGCCACAGUGGUUCUCGUAGUGAUGACCGGAGGAGGAGAGAGAGUGAGAAGGAGAACACCCGGCAGAGGGACAGUGGGUCAUUAGAGAAGCAGAAAGAUGAGGUUAGCACUAGUGAUGAUGUCGUGUUUGAUGUCAUUGGCAAGGAAUUGUCUUCCUUGUCUUCGCUUCCUGAUGGUUCUGCCAGGGAUGCUGAACCCUCUUCCACUGUGCUGGGGAGUCCGGACAUCCUAGAUCCAGCGUCACCAAUAUCAGAUGAUGACAUGAUGGCGUUACCUUCUGACUUGCUUCCCCCAUUGCCUCCUUCCUCCCCCAGUGCCGUCCCUCCACCUCCAGCUGAAGCAUACUCACCUUCCUCACCUCUCAAUUCUGAAAAGUCCCUAAGUCCUCAAUCACCACUCGAGAGAGACUCCCUGACACCUCCACCACUACCUGAAGGAGACAUGCCCUCAGCUCCUCCCCUCCCUGACUAUGAUGUCCCCUGCACACCUCCUCCUCCUGAUGAGUACAACCCUCACACGCCACCCAUGCAGGGAAGUCUCUCUGGUCUGAGGGAAUUGGGUAGAUCUCUGCUUAUUCCUUCAUCGCCGCCCUUGGAACACUCAACUACACCUCCUUUACCUGAGCCUCCCUCCACUCCACCUCUUCCCACCUCGCUUAACCCUCCUCGGCCAGAUUCCCCUGGCACUCCACCGCUUCCUGGAUCAGCUCCUCAACUCGGUGCCUCAACUCCACCUCACACUCCAAGGGGAUCAACGCCACCUCUCCCUAAAGAAAAGUCAGCAUUGGGCAGCCUCCAGGCUCCUGGUUUCAUGCCCGCCUCCCCAACAUUAUCAGACUACAAUAAGAACUCUGGCAGACUAACUCCCCCCAUUGUAGAAAAGUCUGGUGUGUCCUCCAAGCCUUCAGGUCCUGUGGUUAUUACCCCAGAACCUGAGAAUGUAUGGAAAGGAAUCAUUCACAUGCCAGAUGUAGCCAAAUUCAGUGCAUCAGCAUUUGAGGUGUCUGGAAAAGCUAAAUUUCUUCCAAAUGAUGUGCCUAAUACCAUAGAAGUUGUUGGACGCAUUGCUCCUGACAUGGUGUGGAGCUACAUUGCACAAAUGAAGAAGAGUGGAUCCAAGGAAAUUUUAGUUGUUCGCUUUCAACCUGCCAAUGAAGAGGAGAAGGUUUCCUAUAUUGCCUUGUACUCCUACCUGUCAUCCAAAAAGAGGUAUGCUGUUAUUGGCAACUGUGGCAAGUCUGUGAAGGAUUUCUAUGUUGUGCCUCUUGCCUCACACCAAACCAUUCCUCAGGUGCUCCUUCCCCUCAAUGGGCCAGGCUUUGAGGAGCAGCGGGCACACAUGCUCAUUGGGGUGAUAGUCCGAGCCAAGAGCAAGAGAGUGUUUGACCACACCACUGGCAACUGGAAAGUUGUCAGUGGGGGCCAAAGUGGGCCUCCCAUUAAAGCCAAUGCCUCCAUCAGCUGCACCUUCACUACAUGGGAGUGUCUCUUGAUAGUGAUGGUCUUUGAUCCUUCCUGUACAUGUCUUUCAAGAAGUGUGAUCAUUCCCUUAGCAGUUUUACUUAUUCCAGAUUUCAAUCAUAAGGAAUCAUUCUUGAGUGCACAGAAUGAAUUAUUUAUUAUGUAUUGUGUUAGGGAAGAAUUACUGUUGAGAUGCUUGAUACCACCACUCCUUGUUGUGUUAGGACUUCUCCCUUAAUUUGUUUGAAGUGUUUCAAUCUCCCUUGUGUUGAAAUUAUUGAGUGACCUGCUUCUCCAUGUAAGUAAAUGUACUGACACUGGACAGAAAAAAUAGUAGAGUCUGUACAAGUUUACUAAUGUAGUCUUUGGAAAAUGCAAAGAUCUGGUUAAGCCUUCCAGAUAUGUUAUGUCUCUUUACAAUGCAGUGUAGGAACAUCUGAAAGAACAGCUUGGAAAGAUAACUAGAUGUAAGUGAAGAAGAAAGUGAAAUCAUGUUAAUACUAGGAAAUUACUUAUUAAGUGGGUAAGUUCCAGGUUGUGUUGGUGUUAGGUAAACAUUCAGCUGUGAGUAUGAAAGUCAUUGCUAAUGGCAUUGCUACCAAGUGUCUAACCAUAAGUGGAGUUAGUCAUUGCUAACUGGUGUUGGGCAAACAUAGUAUGUAAGAAAGUGAGAGCUUGUGCUGGUAGUGGAAGUAUUGCAUGCCAAGGAGAAAAAAAUGCCUGACCAGAAUGUAAGACAGGCAUUAUCCAGGAAUUAUAUGACAGAGGAGACCACCCACAGUGAACUGCAUCCUUCAGAAGUGAUCCCUGUUGUGUGUAUGUUCCCUGCUUGGUACUUAACUGCCACUGGUGUGUGGGUACCUGCUUUCCUACUUGUUCCCUUGCAUACAUGCAUUACCUUGCACUUUUUUGUCAUCACCUCAGCUACAACAGUGGUGACAGCUACUCCUUUAUUCACAGUCACUCUUAUAAGUGUUGUAUUUCAAAUAGGGAUGAGGUUGAGCUUGUAAUUUCUGUUUAUAACCUUAGAUUUCUUUCCUUCAUGGAAUAGGUGAGUGUUCUCUAGCCAUCCUACUCUUACACAAUAGAAAGGAUAACUCAGUACAUUCUUUGUCAGAAGUUGAGAAACCCAUUUCACUAUUUUGUUUAGCUGAGCCUUUAAAACUCUUAUCUGCUGACAGUCUCCUUGUAAAACUAGGUUAAUGACAUUAAAAGUAGAUCAGAGGAUUCAAAAUUUGGGGAAGACUAAGAAUAAUGAUUUCAGGAAGUUCAUCCACUAUUGAGCACAACUACACCAGUGUGAAAGUAAGAUACUUUAAUCCAUCUUGGUCAGUCCAUUGAAGCAGCAGGAUUUGACUGUGUGUGCAUGUUGUAAUCAAGUAUUGCUCCUGUUGCUAUUACUGCUGCUGCAUUAGGAAUUAACACUAACAUGAAACACCAACAGAUCUUAGUAACCUUUGUAACAUAAGAUCAUAAUUGUGUAGUGUGCUUGCUUUCACUACCUGUCUGUGCCUUCUGUGGUGUAGGUAAGUGUUGAGUGGAAGCUUUAAUUCAAGACUGGAUCUCCCCUUGGUUGUUAUUUGUUGUAGUGGCAAAGCACCUGACUAGAUUAGAUGAAGUGCUUGUUUUCUCUCAAGUUCUGCAAGUUUGAUCAGGAGCUUAUUAUCAGGAGAGAAGUAGUACUCUUAAUCAUUGGCACAGUUCAAUGGCUUAAGAGUAUUGUCUUUUAUUAAUAAUGAAAUAGGAAAUUAGAAAAUUAGAGGUCUACAAAUCAGGAUUAUAUGGAUUUAGGCCUUAUUGACCUUAGAUGAAAUGUGAAGGUAAGUAAUGAGCUUGUAGAAUGGAUAAGUAUUUCAUAUUUUUUAUUACAAUGAAGGUUUGUUGCUUUCUAAGUACAGGAUGGGUUGAAGAAUGUUUAUUGGUAUUUUUUGAAGGCUGUUCCAUGGUGUAGAUCAGACUUGAGUUUCUUCAGGGGGUGUGUGAGGUGGUGUGAUAUGGUGUCAGGUUUCAAGAAAACAAAGAUCUCCAUUCCACAGCUGGAUCCUGCUUUUGUCACCAGGUUAAUAUUUUAUGCAAUUGACAAACACAUUGCUCACUUACUGAUACACUUUCCCAUCUUUUCAUAGGCAAUAUUUUUAUGACCUAGUUUCAUGUAUUUUAUUUAUUUAUUUUUUUAAGUAGUCAAUAUUUUCAAAGUUUAUAAAAUGGUUUGACAUGGGAAAUCGCUAAGAGAUGUUUAUUUCUUUCAGAAACAUCAGACCGAAGUUGUACUCCACCCCUGCCUACUGAUGAAGACAUCCAGGAAAUAGCCCUGGCAGCCAAGGAAGCUGAGGACUUGGAGCUGCUGGAAUACCAGGGAUCAAGGCCACACAAGCGACGAGCCAAGGAUGGUGGGGAGACCUCUCAGGCCAAGAAGAGGAUGGUGGCUUCAAGGGACCAGUCCUCUGACUCCAACUCAAUUAUUGAUGAAGAACCCAACAGCCCACCUGAAGACAGCUAUGUGGAGGCUUCUCUAGAUCAAGAGUCUAUGCUUGCAGAACUCAAUCGACAAAUUGAGGAACACAAAAAAGAGCUGAGUGAGAUGCAAAAGACGAUUGGAAAUGAUGAGGAUGAACCUUAUAGUCCUUCUCAUGCUGACAGCCCCACUCCAGAAGGUGAACAGCUGAAACUUGAUACCUCCAAAAUUAGUAUUCCAGCUAAUUUACAAGAAAUAUUAGAUAAUAUUAAAGAAAAGGAAGCAGAAAUCAAGCAGAAAGAGCAAGAAAUUAAGAGGCGAUUGAGUUUAACAUCAGAUCCCAUUGUCAUGAAUUAUGGUAAAUAUCAUGCUUAUGAGAAAAAGAAAGAAAAAGUAGUCACUAAUCCAGGUAAGGAUGUUGAUCUCAGACCUUUGCUUCACACUAAGUCAAAUAAAGACAGUAAAACAGAUACAGAUUUGAGAGUUUUAAAGGCAACAACUGAAGAGAAAAAAUCAGAGAAAGUUGAAUCUGUAACAAAACAAGAUGAAGAUGUGGAUCUUCGCAUUAGAGACCCUCGUUUGGCCAGGGCUCAGGCUCAGGCUCAGGCUCAAGCCUCUGCUGCUGCUGCUACUACUACUACUGCUGCUGCUACCACUGCAGCUCCUGCUUCCACCACAGACAGUUCAGAGAAGGGUAAAACCUUGAGUAAAAUGACUGAUGAGGAAUUACUGGCCAAAGCCUUAGAGAUGGAAGACAGUAGUUCCAGCAGCAGACAGGCUGUUCCUGAAGCUGGUGCAGAAUCUCAGUUCCAUCCAGUCAUAUCAGUACCUCCUCCCUUCAUUCCACCAACCAUGCCAGCAGGCUUUGUACCCCCUGGAGGACCCAUAGUAGGGUCUGACCCUAGGACAGGCCCUAUGCCUCCUCCCAUGCCCCCUGGUCCCCCUCCCUUUAUGGGUUCAGUGAGUCUUCCCUCCAUGGACAUGUAUGGAUCACAAGGAUCUAGAAUGCCAGGUCCACAUGGUCCUCCAAGUUUUUCAGGUCAUGUUCCUCCAGGGGCAGGAGCUGGACCACUUGCAUCAGGAGGGUUCUCAGGGCCACCUGGCCCACAAAGGCAAAAUUAUCCAGGCCCUGCCUGGGAGGGUGGCCAGGGCUAUAGUGGCAGGGGGUGGGGACCAGAGUACAGGGACAGGGAUAGGGACCGGGACUGGGACCGAAACAGGGACUGGGAUAGAGACAGGGACUGGGACAGGGAUAGGGACUGGGAUCGGGAAAGGAAGUGGGAUUGGGACAGGGCGAGGGAGAGGGACUGGGACAUGCGUCACGGCAGGGACACGGGGCAUUCAAGAUAUCAGUACAAAGGGAGGAGGAACGAGGGGAAGGGGAAAGGCCGGGAUAGGAGCAAGGACAAGCCUGAGAAGGAAAAGGAAGCUCCUCCAAAGGAAAGUGAGGGCAGUGGGGAAGAUGGAUCUUUUCAUGAAAUUGACUAUUAAUUUGACUUUUAAUGUGACAUUAUGUAAUGUUAUGGCAAGGGUCCACCCAAGUUACUGAAAGUACCUAUUUGUGUCUUGAAUGAAACAGUAACACAAAGUAUUUCCCUUUGAAUCAUAUAUUUUAUUGUCACAUUAUCCAAAAUGUAAUUGCUCAUAUUGGGCAUCUAGGGACAAAUGUACAUAUUUCUGUGAAUACUUUAACUGACCAGUUAUCAAGGCAAUUUUUGUAUUGUGCAGAGUGGUGUGAAUGUGUGAACAUAUUGGGUCCAGCUUGUAUGCCGAAGAAAAUACAGGUCAGUAUAGAAGUAGAGCAUCAUGAGAAUUUUUUAGGACUUUAUAAAGCUGUCAGCUUUGUCUACAUCUAAAUGUUCAAUGUACCCAGAACACAAGAAGAAAAGCCAUAUUGUGAAUGUAGAUUUAUUUUUACCAAUGGGAUGAAUAUUGACAUUUGUAAAUAUGUAUUACAAAAUUUAGUUCUAGACAAUUUGGACGUAUAUAGUAUAUGGUUUAGCACCUCAUCUCACCUUUCCUACUGGAUCAGCUUGGAACAGACGUGAUGGGGUCCGUUUUAGUGUAGUAAGAUUUUUUUUAAAGAUAGACUUGGCAUGAGUGUGUUCUGCAAUAGGCACGGUGCAGCAUCUUCAUAGCAUCCUGUGUGUUACCUGCACCACAAGGCAUGGCUGCGGUGAAGUAUUGGUGUAUGGGUGGAGUUGCCGGUGUGGCAGUAUUGUGGCGGGAGUUGCAGUAGUCAUGGUUAUCCUGGUGGGUGUGAUCACAACAAAUCUAGUUCAUAAGCCUUAAUUUUAUAUUUAUAUAGCUAUAUAUGAAAUAUAUAUGUACAUUUGUGGACAUAGAAGAGCAGGCAUUCAUUGGAAAAGUUGUUGAAGAAUUUUAUUGUUACAAGAAUUAAUAUUUUAACCAACAUAAUGCUGAUGUCUUGUCUCAGAGAAAUAAAACUUAAUUUUUUGUUCAAGCACUUUCCAUUCCCUAAGAAAAGCUUUGUUUCCUAGAUUGAGAUAUUGAAAUAGAGUAACUGUGACAAGCCAGUGUAGAGUGGAUGCCUGCUUUCUGUGUGUCACUUGGUGGGGGAGUGCAGCACUAUCCCUGCUGGAUGCCUGGUGUACAAUGCCUGUGUAUUAUCAUUGUGCAGUAAUGCUCUAGACAGACCAUAAACUUGUAAGCUGCUCCAUGUGUUCCCCUGUUAGUAUGUUAGGUCAACAUUAGCACAUGGUUCAUUUGUCUGCUUUACUACAAUUAUUGUACUAUGCAACAUUGAGUAACUGAAUUAAUGUAUGGUAUAUUUUGUCAUAAAGGUUAUUUACCCUACUUGUAAACAUAUAUUAUUGCACACCAUGAUAGAAUUCCUGAGUACCGAGUGUCAACACAAUCGUUUCCUUGAGCAACACUUCCUGUCCAUGCAUCAUCUGUCUUAUUAAUUCACAUGCAUGUACUGCUCAGAGCAAUUUAUCACCUGUGUUUUCACAUUGUCUAAUGUUUUGGAUGGACAUUUUUUUUUCUGAUACUCACAGUGUUGUGCUUUCCAUAUUAAGUGAUUGUAUGCAUUAUUGUAUUUUCAGUAGAAGUUAUUACUUAGUGUUGCUUUGAAUGACACUGAUAUUUUCAGCUUUCAUAUUUUUGUUUUUGUUUUCAAUAAAUAGGUGCUGAAGAUAGAUAA
Messenger RNA from Portunus trituberculatus (swimming crab), 12042 nucleotides. Its product is annotated as death-inducer obliterator 1-like. Lineage: Eukaryota; Metazoa; Arthropoda; Malacostraca; Decapoda; Portunidae. Gene Ontology annotation, biological process: DNA-templated transcription. The transcript has 23 exons. Gene Ontology annotation, cellular component: nucleus. The record is from RefSeq and is a predicted model, not a curated record. The coding region runs from base 141 to 6659 and encodes 2172 amino acids. Gene Ontology annotation, molecular function: protein binding.